CUGCGGCAGGGCUGGGCGGCCCCGUGCCCCAUACCCCUGCCCUGGGGCUUGGGGAUGGGCCAGUGGCAUAUGGGGGCUGCCUCCUCCUGGGGUGGGUUGGGGGUCCCCAGCCCCAUGCAGGGCAGCAGCCGCGGGGAAGCUGGUGUCUGCUGCGGCCCGGCCCAGCCUGGCCCCACCUGUGCCUGUCCGUCCUGCUGAGUGACACCCCGGUCCCGUGUGGCUCCCUGGGAGAGCGGAGCCAGACACGGGGAGCAGGGCCCGGUGCUGAUGGGGGCGGUCGGCUCCACGGGGGGCAGCGCGGCACCCUCAGCCGGGGACCGCCGGGGCAGGCAGGUGCACAACCUGCAGGAGCUGCGGCGAAGCGCCUCGCUGGCCACCAAGGUCUUCGUGCAGCGCGACUACAGCGACGGCACCACGUGCCAGUUCCAGACCAAGUUCCCCCCGGAGCUGGACAGCCGGAUCGAGCGCCAGCUCUUCGAGGAGACGGUGAAGACCCUCAACAACUACUACGCUGAGGCCGAGAAGAUUGGGGGCAGCUCCUACCUGGAGGGCUGCUUGGCCUGCGCCACCGCCUACUUCAUCUUCCUCUGCAUGGAGACGCACUACGAGAAGGUGCUGAAGAAGAUCUCCAAGUUCAUCCAGGAGCAGAAUGAAAAGAUCUACGCACCGCGGGGGCUGCUGCUCACCGACCCGCUGGAGCGUGGCAUGAGGGUCGUAUCCUCCUGGGCAGCGGGCCCUCCCUGCCUGGUGCGCAGCGGGCACAGCCUUGGCCCUGGCCCCCGCGGCCUCUUCACGUAG
This is a messenger RNA of Alligator sinensis (Chinese alligator), 798 nucleotides long. It is a transcript of the gene GOLGA7B, whose product is annotated as golgin A7 family member B. The record is from RefSeq and is a predicted model, not a curated record. Gene Ontology annotation, biological process: peptidyl-L-cysteine S-palmitoylation; protein targeting to membrane. Gene Ontology annotation, cellular component: palmitoyltransferase complex. The coding region runs from base 268 to 798 and encodes 176 amino acids. The transcript is spliced from 5 exons. Lineage: Eukaryota; Metazoa; Chordata; Crocodylia; Alligatoridae.